Messenger RNA from Gekko japonicus, 1071 nucleotides. RefSeq names its product chemokine-like receptor 1. The record is from RefSeq and is a predicted model, not a curated record. Gene Ontology annotation, cellular component: plasma membrane. Gene Ontology annotation, molecular function: complement receptor activity; N-formyl peptide receptor activity. NCBI's taxonomy places the organism in Eukaryota, Metazoa, Chordata, Lepidosauria, Squamata, Gekkonidae. Gene Ontology annotation, biological process: inflammatory response; complement receptor mediated signaling pathway; positive regulation of cytosolic calcium ion concentration. Bases 1 to 1071 code for a protein of 356 amino acids. The transcript has a single exon.
AUGGAGAACACAUCUCAACUUACCCCUCUGGAGGUCGCCCACCCAGAUUCCAGUGUCGUCACUGCCAUCUAUGAUGACUAUUAUGACGAUGAAGAGUAUCUCUUCCAACGAACUUUGCGGAAAAGGCUGCACAUCUUCUCCAUGGUCAUCUAUAGCAUUGCCUUCGUGCUGGGGGUCAUCGGAAACGGGCUGGUCAUCUUCAUCACCGGCUUCCGAAUGAAGAGGACGGUCAACACCAUCUGGUUCCUCAACUUGGCCAUCGCCGACUUCACCUUCACCCUCUUCCUGCCCCUGAGCAUUGCCUACCUAGCCCUGGGCUUUCACUGGCCCUUCGGGGAGGCCAUGUGCAAGCUCAACAGCACCGUGGCCUUCGUCAACCUCUACGCCAGCGUCUACCUCCUCAUGGUCAUCAGCAUCGACCGCUGCAUUUCCGUGUUACGCCCCGUGUGGGCUCAGAAUCACCGGAACCCCCGCUGGGCCUCCUUUGUGGCUUUCGGGGUUUGGGUUCUGGCCCUGGUGUUGAGUUCGCCAAACAUCCAUUUCAGGACAACCGCGUUGAAUAGGAAUGUGACCAACUGCUAUACCAACUAUGGCCAUGAUGAGAAACGGGCAUUAGUCACCCACCAUGCCAUGAUUAUCAGUCGUUUCAUUUUUGGCUUUGCGAUCCCCUUUCCCGUCAUCAUUAUUUGCUAUGGGGCGAUUGUUCUGCGGCUGAGGAGGGACCGCCUGGCCCGGUCGAGCAAGCCCUUCAAGGUCAUCACUGCCGUGAUUGCGGCCUUUUUCAUCUGCUGGCUCCCCUAUCAUGUCUUCUCCUUCCUGGAGCUUCGAGCCUACGAGGACCCCACGCUGCAUCUGGCACUCAUUAUUGGUAUCCCGCUGGCGUCUAGCCUGGCCUUCAUCAAUAGCUGCCUGAACCCCAUCCUGUACGUCUUCAUGGGGCACGAUUUCAAGGAAAGGCUGAGGCGCUCCAUCCUGGCGGUAUUUGAGAAUGCCUUCGACGAGGAGGAAAGGCAGAGUACGACGGAAACAAAGACCAAAUCUUCUGAGGACUUGGAGUCUCAUAACUUAUAA